This is a messenger RNA of Linum tenue, 807 nucleotides long. The record is from the annotation of a GenBank genome assembly. NCBI's taxonomy places the organism in Eukaryota, Viridiplantae, Streptophyta, Magnoliopsida, Malpighiales, Linaceae.
AUGGCGACCAACAAUAACAACAUCGUUGCCAACAAAACAAGAGGGAAGCAAAAGAUCGAGAUGAAAAAAAUUGAAAAAGAAUCAGACAUGGUAACCACCUUUUCAAAACGCAAGUAUGGAAUUUAUAAGAAAGUAAAUGAGCUAAUCACCCUAACGGGCAGUGAGGUUGGAUUUUUGGUCUUUUCUCCUGCAGGAAAAUCAUUCACUUUCGGUCAGCCUUCUUUCAAGGAUCUUGCACUUCGAUAUCUCGGCCGACAAAUAAAGCAGCCCCAAUUAUCACCUGACAAUGGGGAGAUGUUUAGGCAGGCAAGGAUCCAAGAGCUAAACCAGACAUACAAUAUGCUGCUCGAAUUGGUGGAAGAGGAAGAAAAGAAAGAUGCGGCGCUGAGGCAAAAGCUCAAGGGAAAGCAACUAAACAUCUGGUGGAACAAAACUGUUGAGAAGGUGGAGGUGGGUGAGCUAUCGGAUCUUGAAUCUGCCUACUCAGAACUGCUUAUGAAGGUGGAGAAGAGAAGGAUGGAACUGGUGAGCCCUCGAAAUGAUAUGAAUGGUUGUGUCUCCAGUUCUUCCUCUCAUUUUGUUGUGCACACUUACCAUCAAACAUUGAACAUAGGACCGAAGACAUCAUCGCUAGUUCAGAUGGUUGAUCAACGAACGAAUAUGGCACCUACAAUGAUGACAACUACACCUAAUUAUCCGAUGAUCAGAGAACUAGAUGGUGGAAUUGAAGCUGUACUUGAUCAUCCCUCAACUUCAUAUGGGGUUCCUCAUUCUUUUGAUUUUGGCUAUAGCCCUGACUCUCUUUAG